This is a messenger RNA of Sporothrix brasiliensis 5110, 852 nucleotides long. RefSeq lists its product as uncharacterized. Bases 1 to 852 code for a protein of 283 amino acids. Gene Ontology annotation, cellular component: endoplasmic reticulum; plasma membrane. The record is from RefSeq and is a predicted model, not a curated record. Lineage: Eukaryota; Fungi; Ascomycota; Sordariomycetes; Ophiostomatales; Ophiostomataceae. The transcript has a single exon.
AUGGACGCCGUCGCCCGCGGCCUUGGCUCACUUGGCACCAAUCCGCCUCUCGGUGUCGAGUCUGCGCUCUCGGUGAACGGCUCUGACUGGCUUUGGGCUGUCACUUCCAUCUAUAUUGCGGCCUUCCUCGGACUUCUCGUCUUCUGCUUCACCACUCCCGAGGCCGACCGCGUCUUCCACUAUUUGUUCACGUGCGCCCUGCUUGCAGGCUCCGUCACCUACUUCGCCCAAGCUUCGGAUCUCGGCUGGGUGGUCGUGGAUGGUCGCCAGGUCUUCUGGGCCAAAUACGUCAAUUGGGUCGUCUCUUUCCCCUCUGCCGCCCUGGCCCUGGGUCUUCUGUCCGACGUCUCGUGGACCACCAUCUUCACCAAUGUUUUCAUAUGCUGGCUUUGGGUCGUCACCUACUUGGUCGGCAGCUUUGUCUCCACGGACUACCAAUGGGGCUUCUUUGCCUUUGGCACACUUGCCUGGGUGAUUCUGGCCAUGAGCACGCUCAACGAGAGUCGUGAGGCCGCAGCGCGUUCUGGAAUGACGCGUGACUACAUGCUGCUGGCCACCAUCGCCAACGUCGCUUGGCUGCUGUACCCCGUAGCCUGGGCGAUCGGUGUAGAUGGACACGGCAUGAUCGGUGUGACAGCCACGUUCAUCUUUGUCGGCGUGCUCGACUUGAUCCAGAUGCCGCUGUUCGCCAUUGGCUUUGUGCUACUGUCUCGCAAAUGGAACUAUGCCCGACUCAACCUGGACGUCAGCGAGUCACGCAGUGGCUGGCACGCUACUCAUACCGGAGCCGAGGGACAGGCCAAGGCCGUCGCCAGUCCGGGAGCCAUGCCGCUUGAAGAUACCUCUGCGUAA